Wallemia mellicola CBS 633.66 is the source of this 310-nucleotide messenger RNA. RefSeq lists its product as hypothetical. The record is from RefSeq and is a predicted model, not a curated record. Bases 17 to 310 code for a protein of 97 amino acids. Lineage: Eukaryota; Fungi; Basidiomycota; Wallemiomycetes; Wallemiales; Wallemiaceae. The transcript is spliced from 4 exons.
UAUAUUAAACUUUAAUAUGGACUUUAUACCAUUAUGCUUUACUUUUGGUUGCCCCGUGAAACUCAAACCAGACGGACAGCAACCAUCUCAGCCAUUGUUAUGUCCCCACUGUAAUAACGGUGCACUUGCACCAUUUAAAUCCAGGAGAUGGUUUGAAUUCUGCUUUCUACCAAUAAUUCCCUUUGGUUCAGAUCAUAUAUGGCACUGUAAUAUCUGUAGCUGGGAAGCAGACAGAAAGUCAUUCAAUCCUAUACCUGCACAACAGUCCUUCCAGCCACCAUAUCAACCCCCAUAUCAACCUCCAUAUUAG